AUGGUGGUCCAUAGCAACAGUCUCCAGGUCGGAGGUUUGACCCCACGAUCAGAUUAUGACAUCACCAUCCUUAGCCUGCUGGGAUCAGACACCAGCCAGCCUGUCAUUAAACAGUUCUCCACACGUAAGACACACAAACAAACACAAACACACAAAUCAACCUCUGUGGCUCUAAAUGUGGCUAGCCAUAUCAGGGCCAUAUCAGAGUUCCUAGUAGUAACCUUUGACCCUCAGCUAUGUGGAGAGUCAGAGACUGAGACAGAGCUGAGUGUGAGAUGAGGCAGAUGAGACGUUAUACUAAUGUGUGCGUGUGUGUGUGUGCUGCAGGCCCGGCUGGUGUGUGUUCCCUCGCUCUCCUCCAUGUUAACUCUUCCUGUGCCAUGGUGAGGUGGGACACUGUCAUUGGCCAGUUUGACUUCCACAGGGAAGCUGUGGGAAAUGGCUUGCAUUCACACAUGCUAGUGGUCUCGAGGGAGACGCUGGUUGCUAUGGUAACCGGGUUGCGGCACGGCUGUAGCUACAACAUGAGCGUGGAGCGCAUCAGACGAGGAGAGGCAGGGACAGCAGCCUCCCUGACCGUAACCACAGGUACCUGAGUGCAACACAACUAUUACUGAACAAAAAUAUAAACGCAACAUGCAACAAUUUCAAAGAUUUUACUGAGUUACAGUUCAUAUAAAGAAAUCAGUCAAUUUAAAUCAAUUCUUUAGGCCCUAAUCUAUGAAUUUCACAUGACUGGGCAGGGGCGCACCCACUUGGCAGCCAGGCCCACCGACCGGAAAGCCAGGCCCAGCCAGUCAGAAUGAGUUUUUCCCCACAAAAGGGCUUUAUUACAGACAGAAAUACUCCUCAGUUUCAUCAGCUGUCCAGGUGGCUGGUCUCAGAUGAUCCCGCAGGUGAAGAAGCCGGAUGUGGAGGUCCUGGGCUGGCGUGGUUACAUGUGGUCUGCGGUUGUGAGGCCGGUUGGACGUACUGCCAAAUUCUCUAAAACAAUGGCUUAUGGUAGAGAAAUUAACAUUAUGUGUAAUGAUCAUGCUGUUUAAUCAGUUUCUUGAUAUGCCACACCUGCCAGGUGGAUGGAUUAUUUUGGCAAAGGAGAAAUGCUCACUAACAGGGAUGUAAACAAAUGUGUGCACAACAUUUUAGAGAAGUAAGCUUUUUGUGUGUAUGAAACAUUUCUGGGAUCUUUUAUUUCAGCUCAUGAAACAUGGGACCAACACUUUACGUGUUGCGUUUAUAUUUUUGUUCAGUAUAUAUUACUCUAUGACCGCUCUAUGACCGCAACUCAGCCACAACUUCCCUGAUUUUAACCAUGGGUCACUCAAUAAGUUAUACAUGUGUAUAUAAGACUUCUAUCUCUCUCUGUCCCUACCUCCAUCUCUCUCUCUCUCUCCCUUAGUACCGGGCCGUGUGCGGGGUGUGUGUGUGGUGAGUGUGUCUGCUCAGAACUUCUCUCUGCGUUGGGAGCAGUCAGAUGGGUGUGUGGACCAGUACCUUGUCAGCCUGUUGCUCAUCCAAGGAACUGUCUCUGUCUACCACACACACACACACAAACACAAGGAAGCCAUUACUGUGGUGAAUUAUUAUUAAUGAACUGUAGAUUUUAAUAGACUAUGAGGUAGAACUGGGUUAAUCAAGAGCAUAAAGUUAGAAUUGUUUGUUACUGGGCCAGCAAUUGUAUUGGGUCAUUUAAUUUCACUGCGUGGGGGAGUAGAGAGGAAAUCUGCCCUAGGGUCAGAUUGCUUGCUCUUACUUAAAUCCAUGUCUGUCUUAUCUGAUGAGAGACUGAAACUAGCUUGUGGCCUUUUGUCUCUCUCUUCAAACACAGUCAAGGGAGCGGCACCAGGGUUGAAUAGAGUUUGGGCUAGACCUUUCUCUCCUUGGUAUCUUCUUGAUUGAUUACAGCAUGAGGGGGUGAGGUUUGUGUAAUUUAGGGCCUUGUCAUGUUUAAACUAAACAUGAGUGUGUGUGCAAGACAGGGGAGCGAGUGAUUGGUUGGAGUAAUAGUUCAGCCGUCCUCAGGGACAAAGAAAGUGGGUGUGGAGCAAUAAAAGAGCGGGAAAACUGAAGAGGACUAUAUAAGCUGGAGGGAGACCAUAAGGAUGUGUGCCACUCUGCAGACUGGUAUCGGCUUUGUUGAAAUUUUAAUAAAGUCAUUUCUUGAUGCAACAAAAACUCUGUAAGACCUUAUUUGUAAUAAAGUAUAGUGGUUAUUUUCCACAACAUUACACAGUAGCAGUGGAGAUGAGAAGUUAACCUGCUUCUGUUAACAUCAACACAAGUGAGUUAUGGAGACACACACAAACAUACUAGCACAUACCUCCACCAGACCCCACCCCUUCCUGACCCUGCUCAGCAGCCAGGUGUCAGAUAACCCCCAAUGUAACCUAACACACACACACAGGUUGAGUAAUAGAGCUCAUUAUUUAUUAGGUAGACCUCCUGAGCUCAACCUUGAAUAAUUUAUUCAGUGAAGCUGCUCUCCUGAGAGAGAGAGAGAGAGAGAGAGAGAGAGACUGCAUGGAGUUAUGGUGGACACACUGCCCUGCCUCUCUCUGACCCUAACCGGCUGACCACUGGGUUACUACCAUAGCUGGACUAUAACUACUACUGCUGUAGCCAACCUGUUGCUACCCUCAACUAGUACUGCUGCUGUAACUUACCUGCUCUAACUGUUUCGGCAUGGACUUAUGCUCUAAGAUCUAAACUGCUAUAACCUGCUGACAACACUGGACUGAAGAACUGCAAACUUCACGCUAACUACCAACUCUGAACUAAGCCCUCUAAUCUAGAAUCUUUAGAUAAUGGCUACCACUGGACGCUAACACGGCCUCUUCCUUUCUAACCUGCUGCCUCUGACCAGCUAACUGGGCUAACUGCAUCAUGGCCCUCACUCGGCUCCUGAUCAUCACCUUCUAUCUGGGAUACACACACACACAGGUUAGACUGCCACACACACACACACACACACACACACACACACACACACACACACACACAAACACAAACACACAAAAACACACAAACACACAAACACACAAACACACAAACACACAAACAUCUGCAACCGCAUAGUUCUGCUGUGGUCAUGUUCUGACCAUGCGGUCCCUCAUCAGGCUGAUGUAUCCAGUCUGAGUUCUCGAACAGCGUUUACGGUCAUGGUGACCGCCGCAUCCUCCUCCAACCUCAGCCCUCCGGUCAGCCGCAUUAUCAACACCAACGAAACCGGUGAGACACAAACACACACACAAACACACACAUACACAAACACUUGAAUGUGUGACAGCCGAACUGAUAGUGCUCUGAGGAAUCGUUGGGUCUGUUCUGCUGCUGCCCUCUGCUGAUAAUGUUUUAUUGUGUGUGUGUGUGUGUGUGUGUGUGUGUGUGUGUGUGUGUGUGUGUGUGUGUGUGUGUGUGUGUGUGUGUGUGUGUGCGUGCGUGCGUGCGUGCGUGCGUGCGUGCGUGCGUGCGUGCGUGCGUGCGUGCGUGCGUGCGUGCGUGCGUGCGGGGUAACUGUAGCCAUGCUAAGCAGGAUGAAUGAUGCUGUAGUAAAUGUCAGAGCUCUGAGGGUCUAUUUACCAGAAUAGAGCAAGCUGGUCACAUACACACACACACACACACACACACACACACCCAGUUGGUUGACCCAAUACCAAACAAAACAACAACAGUAUCUGCAGUAUCUGCAACAAGAGUAGGGGAGACCGGGGUUGGUUGUCUCAUCGGUUGGAUGUCAUAGUUCUAAUUAUUCCCAAUCUAAAAGGACCUGCGUAAUAUUUUUAAGGUUAAAAUGUGUGCAUUUUUUGAAAGAACACAUCCACCUGGUCAACUCAUGUCAGCAUGACAAAAAAUUGAGGUGACUGAAUGUAUGUUUUUCAUAGGUGAAAGUAAAAAUUUAAAAUCUUGGAAUUUUCUUUGUAAAUGUUUGAAUUAUGUGAGUAGCCAUGAACAAUUAUGUUUGUAGAAAAGAGGAACGGGUGAGCUAUAUUUCAAACCUAUCUUUUUUCUUUCACACACCCACAUCCGCACACAUGCGUGUGCAAACACACACAUACACACACACACAUUUACUCAAAAUGUCAUAUGUUAUUCUCACAGCAUAAAAUUCUGAAUUUUGUUAGGAAUGUAAUUUGAUCAAUGAAAGGCUACAGUGGGGGAAAAAAGUAUUUAGUCAGCCACCAAUUGUGCAAGUUCUCCCACUUAAAAAGAUGAGAGAGGCCUGUAAUUUUCAUCAUAUGUCAACUAUGACAGGCAAAUUGAGAUUUUUUUUCUCCAGAAAAUCACAUUGUAGGAUUUUUAAUGAAUUUAUUUGCAAAUUAUGGUGGAAAAUAAGUAUUUGGUCACCUACAAACAAGCAAGAUUUCUGGCUCUCACAGACCUGUAACUUCUUCUUUAAGAGGCUCCUCUGUCCUCCACUCGUUACCUGUAUUAAUGGCACCUGUUUGAACUUGUUAUCAGUAUAAAAGACACCUGUCCACAACCUCAAACAGUCACACUCCAAACUCCACUAUGGCCAAGACCAAAGAGCUGUCAAAGGACAUCAGAAACAAAAUUGCAGACCUGCACCAGGCUGGGAAGACUGAAUCUGCAAUAGGUAAGCAGCUUUGUUUGAAGAAAUCAACUGUGGGAGCAAUUAUUAGGAAAUGGAAGACAUACAAGACCACUGAUAAUCUCCCUCGAUCUGGGGCUCCACGCAAGAUCUCACCCCGUGGGGUCAAAAUUAUCACAAGAACGGUGAGCAAAAAUCCCAGAACCACACGGGGGGACCUAGUGAAUGACCUGCAGAGAGCUGGGACCAAAGUAACAAAGCCUACCAUCAGUAACACACUACGCCGCCAGGGACUCAAAUCCUGCAGUGAAAGACGUGUCCCCCUGCUUAAGCCAGUACAUGUCCAGGCCCGUCUGAAGUUUGCUAGAGUGCAUUUGGAUGAUCCAGAAGAGGAUUGGGAGAAUGUCAUAUGGUCAGAUGAAACCAAAAUAGAACUUUUUGGUAAAAACUCAACUCGUCGUGUUUGGAGGACAAAGAAUGCUGAGUUGCAUCCAAAGAACACCAUACCUACUGUGAAGCAUGGGGGUGGAAACAUCAUGCUUUGGGGCUGUUUUUCUGCAAAGGGACCAGGACGACUGAUCCGUGUAAAGGAAAGAAUGAAUGAGGCCAUGUAUCGUGAGAUUUUGAGUGAAAACCUCCUUCCAUCAGCAAGGGCAUUGAAGAUGAAACGUGGCUGGGUCUUUCAGCAUGACAAUGAUCCCAAACACACCGCCCGGGCAACGAAGGAGUGGCUUCGUAAGAAGCAUUUCAAGGUCCUGGAGUGGCCUAGCCAGUCUCCAGAUCUCAACCCCAUAGAAAAUCUUUGGAGGGAGUUGAAAGUCCGUGUUGCCCAGCGACAGCCCCAAAACAUCACUGCUCUAGAGGAGAUCUGCAUGGAGGAAUGGGCCAAAAUACCAGCAACAGUGUGUGAAAACCUUGUGAAGACUUACAGAAAACGUUUGACCUGUGUCAUUGCCAACAAAGGGUAUAUAACAAAGUAUUGAGAAACUUUUGUUAUUGACCAAAUACUUAUUUUCCACCAUAAUUUGCAAAUAAAUUGAUAAAAUGUGAUUUUCUGGAUUUUUUUUCCUCAUUUUGUCUGUCAUAGUUGACGUGUACCUAUGAUGGAAAUUACAGGCCUCUCUCAUCUUUUUAAGUGGGAGAACUUGCACAAUUGGUGGCUGACUAAAUACUUUUUUCCCCCACUGUAUAUGGUAUAUUGCUUCGUUCCCUGUUACAAAAGGAAUAAGCUACUAGCAAACAUUGUGACAUGAUGGGGCUGGUUGUGUUCAAGGGUUUAUAAUUCCAUGUUGGAAUACGAUAUGAGGAUUAAAGAGUUCCCCAUUUCAACCCAAGACCUUGGACUUUAUCUUAAUAUUGAAAAGAGUCUUGUAAGAUAUACUGGUGCUGAGAAAUACACAGGAGAGUAAAAUGUGUGACAACAACCCCGGUCACCCCUAUCUUUCACAACAUCUCUCACCAUCCUCCCAAUUUGUUGAAUGGACUUACUUGUUAAGGACUUUUAUGUAUGGAUUGGAUGCUUUAUGAUGACAUAUCUAAUAGAUUUUCAGGAGAUUUUGGUGAAUAUGUCCUUAACAGUUCUUUUUAUUUUUUGUCUUCUUCUUCUACUCCUCCUCCUCCUCCUCCUCCUCCUCCUCCAGCCCCAAAAUCUCCUCCAACCAAUCUAGAGGGAGAGAGGGUGGGCUCCAAUGGGAUCCUUCUGUCUUGGACCAUGCCCUCUGACUCUCCCAUUGACGGUUAUGUGAUCAGGUAUGAUGUAAACCCAGAAUAAGCCUACUCCUGGACUGCUUUUACUGUAAUGUAGAUGAUCUAUUAGUCAUGCUUUUAGUCCAGAAGUACACUGUCAACCAGAAGGCAUUUUUAACUAAAAAAAUACUUCUAGUGAGUUGAACUCAAAGUAAAUGAAAAGUCAUUAUUACUUAAAAUGUUUGUGAUACUGACUCAAAACUAAAUGAGAAGUCACUUCAACUACAUUUUUAAAAGUUUUGAUAACAAAUUAACUUUUUACCCAGCAAAUUGUUUAUAAUAUCUGUGUUUUUGCAUGUACAUUGAGUGAUUGAUUGAUUAAUCGUAUGCUACACAAAGAUAAAAACAUACAUUUUUCUAAACUAAUCCAUUAAUUUAGUUAUAUUCUUUUGCACCUUUUACUGAAAUGGUUGUUCCAGUUUAAAUGGCUUAGGUAGUAUCCUCACAUUGUUUCUAACACUGGCAGUCAUUAUGGAUGCAGGUUGGGGUGAAUAAAAAUUUCAACUGUUGGAUAUCCUAAUUCUGGCUGGAUUCCAAUAGGAAUUACACAUCACUAGUGAUGGGGAAACGAAGCUUCCUGAAGCAUUGAGGAUUUCCAGCCAAUUGUGUUGAAAAUAUGUUCAUUACUCAUGGCUUUGAUCAACACAGUGUACACUAGUGGCACCUGCUGGUCAAAAUAAUUAAGCAUGGCCAAAUGAUUAUAGACGACGUCCCACACUCCGUAGCACGUACGCAGCGUAGCCUUUCAGUCUUCUACCAAACCAAUCAGACGGUUGUUCAACAAAACAAGCUUCAGAUAUCAUUGAUCACGUGCGUCUGAUAAGUGAUAUAGGCAUCGGCACACUGAUUAGCAAUUUCAACUGCAACUCAACAACCAUGUCUUUGUCACUAACAAAUACAGUCAUGGGUGGUAACUCUACAAUUCACUCGAAAAGGCAAGGCACACUGGGAAAUUAUAUUGGGGGCGUGGCUUGGUGGGGGCGUUACUUAAAUGUUCAAGCUGAGAUGCUCUGCUUUUUGACACCACACUCCACAAAGCAAGUCCUGCAGGCUCUAGUUUUAUCUUAUCUUGAUUAUUGUCCAGUCAUAUGGUCAAGUGCUGCAAAGAAAGACCUAGUUAAGCUGCAGCUGGUUCAGAACAGAGCGGCACGUCUUGCUCUUCAUUGUAAUCAGAGGGAUAAUAUUAAUACUAUGCAUGCCAGUCUCUCUUGGCUAAGAGUUGAGGAAAGACAGACUGCGUCACUUCUUGUUUUUAUAACAAACAUUAAUUUGUUGGAAAAACCCAAAAAUUCAAAAUAGUUUGCAUAGUCAACUUACACACUGCACUGACACACACACUUACCUCACCAGGACCUCUAUAUCAGGUGGUGUGAAAAGAAGGCCUGGAAAAUCGUCAAGAACCCCAACCACCCAAGCCAUAGACUAUUUUCUCUGCUGCCGCACGGCAAGAGGUACCAGUGCAUCAAGUCUGACACCAACAGGCUCUUGAACAGCUUCUAUCCCCAAGCAAUACGACUGAAAAAUAGCUAACAAAAUAGCUACACGGACCGAGGUUACCUUGCAUCUUUAUUUACCUUUUAUUUCAGUAUUUGCAUUGUCUCUAUGCACACUCACAAGGCCCUACACACUCACACACACUGCCACUCCAACACACACACAAACAUUCACUCCAUCAUUUGCUCACUCGCACAUAAUAUGCACAUACAUUUAUACUGACUCUACACACCCACACACCCACUCACAUACAAGCUGCUGCUACUCUGUUUAUCUUACAUCCUGUUGCCUAGUCACCUUACCUCUAUACAUAUCUAUCUCCAUCGCUCCAGUAUCCCUGUACAUGUAAAUAUGGUAUUGGAACUUACUUUUUAAAUAUUUUCUGUAUAUAGUAUGCUUACUUACUUACUUACUUUAUUGUGUAUUUCAUAUUUCUUAUUCUUAUUUCUCGUGUUUAUUUUUUUUUCUAGUAAUACACUGUUAUUAGCUAUUGCAUUGUUGGGUUUUGAGUUUGCAAGAAAGGCAUUUCACUGUACUUGUGCAUGUGACAUUAAAACUUGAAACUUGAAACAUGCCACCAGGGUUUUUUUCACAGUCCCCAGGUCCAGAACAAAUUCAAGGAAACAUACAGUAUUAUACAGAGCCAUGAGUGCAUGGAACUCCCUUCCAUCUUAUAUAGCGCAAGUGAACAGCAAACCUGGUUUAAAAAAACAAAUAAAGCAACACCUCACGGCACAACGCCUCUCCCCCAUGUGACCUACUUGUUGUGUGUAUGUACUGACAUGUAUGUGUAACUGAUAGAUGCACACGCACACGCACACUACAUGUUAAUGUUUUUAAAUGUAUGUAAAUUGUAAAGUAUUUUGUCUGUAAUGUAUUUUUCGUGAUAUGUCGGACCCCAGUAAGACUAGCUGUCGCCAUUGGCGUUGGCUAAUGGGGAUCCUAAUAAAUCAAAUAAAUCCAGUGAAGGGAUAUCUUAACGCUACAGCAUACAAUGACAUUCUAGACAAUUUUGUGCUUCCAACUUUGUGGCAACAGUUUGGAGAAUGCCCUUUCCUGUUUCAGCAUGACAAUGCCCUCGUGCACAAAGCGAGGUCCAUACAGAAAUGGUUUGUCGAGAUCGGUGUAGAAGAACUUGACUGGCCUGCACAGAGCCCUAACCUCAACCCCAUCUAACACCUUUGGGAUGAAUUGGAAUUACGACUGCGAGCCAGGCCUAAUCGCCCAACAUAAGUGCCUGACCUCACUAAUGCUCUUGUGGCUGAAUGGAAGCAAGUCCCUGCAGCAAUGUUCCAACAUCUAGUGGAAAGCCUUCCCAGAAGACUGGAGGCUGUUAAAGCAGCAAAGGAGGGACCAAUUCCAUAUUAAUGCCCAUGAUUUUGGAAUGAGAUGUUCGACGAGCAGGUGUCCACAUACUAUUGGUCAUGUAGUGUAUAUUAAGUGUAACAGAUUUCCUCAAAGGUUUUUAGUAAUGACAGCACAUUGGAGUUUACAGUGUAGGCUUAAUCUGGGUCGGGAAUAAUAAUAUAAUAUGCCAUUUAGCAGACGCUUUUAUCCAAAGCGACUUACAGUCAUGCGUGCAUACAUUUUUUGUGUAUGGGUGGUCCUGGGGAUCGAACCCACUACCUUGGCGUUACAAGCGCCGUGCUCUACCAGCUGAGCUACAGAGGACCACGAAUAACACUAUAUGGGGAAUAGGAUGUUGAUAUUCCACCAGUAUUUACUUCUAAAUUAAGUUUAAAUAAAGUUGUUUGUAUAUCACCUUGUGUUUAAAUAAAUGUGUUUCUAUUGAAUUUCAGGUACAAGGAGAUGUGUCCAUAUCCAGACACCACCUUCAAAGAGGUGCCCAAACACCUGGAUGUCCCUGAGACUCUCCUCAACCUCUUUUUACCAGGAUCUACCUAUAACAUCAAGGUAACACUCAAUCAGUACCAGUGGCGAUUUUAGCAUGUAAAUCUUGGUGGUGCAAACUUGUUUUUGAUGCAUGCCAGCAAGGCCACUACACAACACAACACUAAACAAUACAGUGCAUUUGGAAAGUAUUCAGACCCCUUGACUUUUUCCACAUUUUGUUACGUUACAGCCUUAUUCUAAAAUGGAUUAAAUAGUUUUUUCCCCUCAUCCAUCUACACACAAUACCCCAUAAUGACAAAGCAAAAACUGGUUUUAAAUGUAUUACAAAUAAAAAACGGAAAUAUCAUAUUUACAUAAGUAUUCAGACCCUUCACUCAGUACUUUCUUGAAGCACCUUUGGCAGCGAUUACAGCCUCUAGUCUUCUUGGGUAUGAUGCUACAAGCUUGGCUGUUUGGGGAGUUUCUCCCAUUAUUCUCUGCAGAUCCUCUCAAGCUCUGUCAGGUUGGAUGGGGAGCAUCGCUGCACAGCUUUUCAGGUCUCUCCAGAGAUUUUCGAUAGGGUUCAAGUCCGGACUCUGGCUGGGCCACCCAAGGACAUUCAGAUACUUGUCCCGAAGCCACUCCUGUGUUGUCUUGGCUGUGUGCUUAGGGUUGUUGUCCUGUUGGAAGGUGAACUUUUGCCUCAGUCUGAGGUCCUGAGCGCUCUGGAGCAGGUUUUCAUCAAGGAUCUCUCUGUACAUUGCUGCAUUCAUCUUUCCCUCGAUCCUGACUAGUCUCCCAGUCCCUGCCACUGAAAAACAUCCCCACAGCAUGAUGCUUCCACCAUCAUGCUUCACCGUAGGGAUAGUGCCAGGUUUCCUCCAGACGUGACACUUGGCAUUCAGGCCAAAGAGUUCAAUGUUGGUUUCAUCAGACCAGAGAAUCUUAUUUCUCAUGGUCUGAGAGUCCUUUAGGUGUCUUUUGGCAAACUCCAAGCGGGCUGUCAUGGGCCUUUUACUGAGGAGUGGCUUCCGUCUGGCCACUCUACGAUAAAGGCCCAAUUGGUGGAGAGCUGCAGAGAUGGUUGUCCUUCUGGAAGGUUCUCCCAUCUCCACAGAGGAACUCUGGAGCUCUGUCAGAGUGACCAUCGGGUUCUUGGUCACCUCCCUGAUCAAGGCCCUUCUCCCCCGAUUGCUCAGUUUGGCCGGGUGGCCAGCUCUAGGAAGAGUCUUGGGGGUUCCAAACUUCUUCCAUUUAAGAAUGAUGGAGGCCACUGUGGUCUUGGGGACCUUCAAUGCUGCAGACAUUUUUUGGUACCCUUCCCCAGAUCUGUGCCUUGACACAAUCCUGUCUCAGAGCUAUAAAAAUCUAAUUGUAUUUGUCACAUGCGCCGAAUACAACAGGUGUAGACCUUAUGUGAUGAGGUGUGAAUGACGGAGUCAGGCGCAGGAGGUAAAACACCGAAAUCAAGAGUUUAUUCAGUGUACAAUAAUGUAGCGCAUAUAGCGACAGAAUGAAACUAGCACAAUGGAAAAUCAACCUUGGCCGCAUACAAGUAAAGAGUAGCUCAACCAAGCUACUCACUCUCACAACGAACAAUCACUCACAAAGGACAAGGGGGCAGAGGGAACACUUAUACACAUUGACGCUUUGCCUGUUUGAUGGUUCGUCGGAGGGCAUAGCGGUAUUUCUUAUAAGCUUCCGGGUUAGAGUCCUGCUCCUUGAAAGCGGCAGCUCUACCCUUUAGCUCAAUGCGGAUGUUGCCUGUAAUCCAUGGCUUCUGGUUGGGGUAUCUACAGACAAUUCAUUCGACUUCAUGGCUUGGUUUUUGCUCUGAAAUGCACUGUCGACACUGUCGACUCUGGUACAUUAUAUAGACAGGUAUGUGCCUUUCUAAAUCAUAUCCAAUUGAAUUGACCACAGGUGGACUCCAAUCAAGUUGUAGAAACAUCUCAAGGAUGAUCAAUGGAAACAGGAGGCACCUGAGCUCAAUUUCGAGUCUCAUAGCAAAGGGUCUGAAUACUUAUGUAAAUAAGGAAUUUCUGUGUUUACAUUUUUAUACAUUAGCAAAAAUUUAUAAAAACCUGUUUUCACUUUCUCAUUAUGGGGUAUUGUGUGUAGAUUGAUGAGGGGAACAAAUAGUUUAAUCAAUUUUAGAAUAAGGCUGUAACGUAACAAAAUGUGGAAAAAGGGGUCUGAAUAUUUCCGAAUGCACUGUACAUUCAUUGGACGAUAACGGUGACAAACGGUGCCCAAAAACUGUUAGUGCCUACAUAAAGUUGCCCCAACAGCAGAGUCCCAACAUCAGUCCCAACACCUUACCACCGCUACACAUGGCUAUCAGCGGAGCCUUGUCUGGCAGCGAAACAGUUCAUUCAGCCUCAAUUACUGCCUUAAAAAAAAGCAUUGCUGAUAUGGCUGACUUUCUUAAACAAAUGUGGUUUCUACUGACAAUUGAGAUGUACAAACUAUGGCAUAAGGGGACGACAUGCGGAUAAGAGGCAAUCCGUCAUUUUAUAAAGACAUUAAUGAGCGAGCUAGGACGGAUGUAGUCAAUAUAACUAUUUGUUCAGCACUUUUGAAAUGUACAGGGAUAGAAUUCAGAACAUGGGCCGUUCUUACAGUAUUCUCCCUGUACACCAAGUCAGAACCGUAGGAUAAAUAAAGGGGGCAUAUAAGCAGACAAUUAAAGCCCUUACAAUGUUCGAUAAUGACAUUUCUCUAAAACAGGCUAUAUGCUACUUGUGCACCACCAAGUCAGAACAGUAGGCUAAAUUAUGAGGGGAAAAGGCACAUGGGCUACUAACAGCUUACUACACAACAUACACUUAGUAUUACUUUCUUAGUUACAGUAUACAUUUCUCCCUGGCAUAUUACAUCAUUUAUGCAGCAGCAUACAAUACAUUUUGGACUCAACUUCUUGUGCUGUGCUCACUUGAACAGGAAGGUGGCGCAGCAAUCUUUCAUGGGCAAAUUUUGUCAUCAAACUUUGUCAUCAAAGUCUGCCAUUCUCUGGAUUUAUGGUGCUUUCAAGACAACUGGGAACUAUGAAAAAAACAAGGUUGAAUCAUGACGUUAGUGAUCUUCAGGUCGGAGCUCUAGAAAGAGGCCUGAGUUCCCGACUUGGAAUUCCGAGUUGGAUGACCGUUCAAAACCGAUUUUCCCAGUCGGAGCUCAUUUUUUCAGAGUUCCCAGUUGUCUUGAACUCACUGAAGUCUGAGAUUUCCCAGUUCCGAGUUUCAAGUUGUUUUGAAUGCGGCAGAAGUCAUGCUGGAUAGACAGCAUGGCCAAUGUUAAAUGUUUAUCCUUUUAAGCUUGGAAAAGAGACACAUAUCCACUCCACUGAAUAGCAGGCUAGUGAUUGCUUUGCAAUGCUUGCAGUUAGCCACUGAUUCCUUCCAAACCGCUCAUUGUUGAAUUUGUGAUUUUCAACUUGUUGUGUAAUGUUUAUGUCCGAUGAGCACCGAUACGUUUUAUCUAUAAUUUCUGUUCAUCAUUUCUAUUUAUAUGACAAGGAUUGAAAAGGAUUUGCCAGUAGAUUGUCGACUUGAUUCAUGCUGAUGACUGCUAGCUUGCUAGCUAAGAUUUUGAAAGUAUGACGUUGACAUGAUCAGUCCAAUCAUAGCUACUGUAGAUAUAACGUGAUUUGACGUCAUUUUAUCUGUGGCCAAUGACCUUGAGCCUUCUUGGAUGGGCACUUCUAAUGUAACUCUAUGGCAGCACCCAAUGGGCUUGAAUUUUUUGAGCUCUCCCCGUAGAUUUUGCGGUGACAUAGUGUCCCCAUGAGUGACAGAACACUGAGCCAAUCACGCCGCAACUAGAGAACAUUACCAACCUCUCCGCUCCGUAUUUUCCGCUGGCUGCCCCACCACCACAGAAAGCACUGAGCUAGGCUGAAACACCUGCAUUUGAUCAGUACAAAUAAGUACACUGUAAACCCCAAUGUGCUUUCAUUACUCAAAACUUUUGAGGAAACCCGUGGCACUUAAUAUAUCUGAGUACAGUUACUGUAAGUGAUUUUGUAGUCAUUACUAAAACCGAUAGAUUCACUGUGACCCUGUAGGGCAGUGGUCACCAACCAGUCGAUCGCAAUCGACUGGUCGAUCUCCAAGCUAUUCCUAUCCGCUCACAAAACAUUUCUGUAAAAAACCCAACGAUAAAGCCUUGCGUUCCUAUUUGUUUUAUUCGUUUCGCGCUGUUGGCAGUAGGUGCACUUGAUUCAGCAGCCCUAGCUCCAGGAAGGCAAAGUGUUCCCAUUUUGAACCAUUUCAUGUGUCUGAAGGUAGAACUCCGCCUACCUGGCAAAUCAAGUGCACCUAUAGGCCUACCGCUGGCCAAUCAGAUAGCUCAGAUCACGUGUCUGCACAGUUUCCUCGCACCAUAGACUGUAAUAAGAAGCCUUGAACGGACAGCAAUGUUGAUAAAGUGAGAUUUCAAAACUUUUAAAACCAUGACUAGAGAGAGACUCAACGAAUACAGCACAGUGCUAGUGUUUUUAUGAGUAAGCUCAUGUUUAAGCUAUUCAGCACUGUCAACACUUUGUUCAACAGUUUUAUAAGCUAUCAAAUGCACGCUCUCCAUACUUCCACUCACGCUACAAUCACCACUGCAGCUGCAAUGAAUGAGUAUAGCAAAGUGCUUCGAUAAGCUUGCUUUGUUAUUAUUUGUGUAUUUUAACUAUCUAGGAAUAUUUCACAUUCUCUGGGAAUAGGAGUAACUAUAUGAACUGGUGUAUGCUGCAGAAAUAAUGCAGUGUGACUUAAGUUUCGCCAUCAGUUGGAAGACUGUGUCCCCUUUUCUCAGUGGAAGGAGAGGUGAGAGGCAGCCUCACCGCUGCUCCUUCCCUCCCCUCAGACUGACCAUCAGAUGCAGGCCAUCAGUCCAGUAAAAAAAAGAGCAAAUUAUUAUGCUCACUCAGCUGUGCCUCACAAGUAAUACAACAAAUGAUCUAAUACCAAUGUGAUCAUAUACCUAAAAUGUUGAAAUAUGAUUUCUAAAUUGUCAACAACAAAAAGAAAACAUUGGCAGGGCAAUUCAAGCAUAGCCAAUAUGCAGUGAUAAUGUAUUGGGCCUAUAGCCUACUGCACAAACCUCAUUGCUACAGAACUCUUUUUAAUUGGUCAAUGUUGCAUAGGCUUACGUUUUUUAAGUAAUGUUAAAAAGAAAUCUGAGCGGUAGAUCUCAACUUGCAUUUUGGCUCAGAAAGUGAUCUGGACUCAGAAAAGGUUGGUGACCACUGCAGUAGGGGUUCCAGAUUUGAAUUGUAUCAGUUUGAAACGUUUGGGUGACCACCCACUAAGCCACGUCUGCAAUAUAAGUUCCCAGUGUGCCUUGCCUUUUCGAGUGAAUUGUAGAGUUACCACCCAUGACUGUAUUUGUUAGUGACAGAGACAUGGUUGUUCAAUUCAUUCGUUUUCAGUCUUGUGGCCUUCACCAAGUGAGUUCCUAGGUGAAUGUUGUCAUUAUAAUGAAACGCUUUAUGACAAUAUAUUACAUAUCUCAUAAGAUUUCAUUUUGAGGCCUAGCUUUACCCUAACGUGUGUGUGCAUCCAUGCAUGCAUGUGUUCUGGGCAGAUGCCUCCGGCGGGGAAACUAUUAUCUUGAUCUGGUUGAAUAAUUGAUUGUGAUUAAAUUAUUGAUCAUGUAAACAGAUCUAUGGAUCAGCCAUGCUGUUCUUUUUCCACAUAGUCUUCUGUCAAUAUGCUGUGUGUGUGAUAGUGGUUAAUAGUUUUCAGAAUGCAUGAAUCCUUAAUGAUCUUAAUACAGUUUAUUAUGAGCGGCAAGGGAGUGUGUGUGAAUGUGUGUGUAUCACAUUACCAGACGUUACUAAUGUGUACAGUAUAAAUAAAUAAUAUAAUAAAUAAAUUGGUCAUUUAGCAGACGCUCUUAUCCAGAGCGACUUACAGGAGCAAUUAGGGUUAAGUGCCUUGCUCAAGGGCACAUCGACAGAUUUUUCACCUAGUCGGCUUGGGGAUUAGAACCAGCAACCUUUCGGUUACUGGUACAACGCUCUUAACCACUAAGCUACCUGCCGCCUAUAAGCACACCCAGCAGUGCUGAGCAGGCUAUGUGCUGCUUUGUCCUCUUCCUCAUCUAAUCAUCUCUAUCCGUUCUUUCCUAUUCUCUUCCUGGAUUUUUCAUCUUCUCUGUUCUGGCUUCUAUUAAUAUUCUCUGUUCUAUUUUCAUAGCAAUGGAGCCAUUUCAUUAUCUUAUUUGAGUCAGAACCUCACUUUAACAUCUCAUCUAAAAGACGGCACUCUCUACAGCAGGGUUGGGCAAACUACGGACUGCGAGCCCAUUCAAUCCGUCCCGCAGGAGGUUUGAGUAAAACCCCUAUGUUUUAUUUUAGGGGGGAAAUUAUUAUUUUGGGUUUAAAAAACACUCCAGGCCACUCUUGAUUGUCUAAAGCUUGAUAGAAAGUAUGUAGAAAUUAUAAUGGAUUUAUAUAUUUUCAAAUACCUGCCCUUUUUCUGGCCCGCAAAAUUGAUUUUGACAAACAAAUUGGUUUUAAAAAAAAUGUGCGGCCCUCUGUUGAAUUUUUAAAUCCCGAUGUGGCCAUUGAGCCAAAGAGUUUGCCCACCCCUGCUCUACACAGUAGUUACCCAUCAUAUGAUGCAAAACUCGUCAUACCGGCUAUAUUUCUGCCAGCUUGAAUGGCGAAUACCUCAGAUGCACAUGAAAUGACCCCGGGAAUCGCUCAGAGAUGCACAAAAAGUAUAUACAUUAAAAAUGGGUGAAUAUUUAUUUUAGGACUAGAGGAAAUAGGGCCCUCAUCUGGCCUCCCCAACACCACAGCCAGCAUCAUCUGGUCUCCCAUCCAGGGAUGGUUAGUGCUAUCUGGGAUCCUUGGGACAUCCCUACCCUAAACCGUAACUUUAACCCAUACCCUUAGCCUAACCUUAACCAUAACCCUUACCUUAACCAUUUUAAAUAUAAACUUCAAUGGGGGGGUAGGUACCUACCAAGGAUCCCGGAUAGCAUGGACCAUCCAGGGAUUGACCAGGCCCAACCCUGCUUAGCUUCAAAGACAAGCUAGCAGUGGGAUGCUGUGUGUGUGUGUGUACCUGCCUGCCUGGUGUUGUGUGGCUGUUGCAUCAGUAAACGUUCCUGAUCGCUGGUAGAGAUUAAUAUGGGGGAGAUCUGAUGACUGAAUCCUGAAUUAGUAAUGAUGAUUAAUACUCUCUCUCACCCGCUCUCUCGCUCUCUCUUUCUCUCUCUCGCUCUCUCUCUUUCUCUAUCUCUCGCUCUCUCUCUUUCUCUAUCUCUCUCACUCAUAUAUAUUUCUCUCUCUCUCUCUCUCUCUCUCUCUCUCUCUCUCUCUCUCUCUCUCUCUCUCUAUCUCUACAUUUGAUUUGAUCUCUCUCUCUAGGUUGCAGCAGAAAAUUCUGCUGGUAUUGGACCCUAUAGCAAGUCUCUGUACAUCAAAACUGCUGAGGCCCGUAGGUAUCCAAUAAUAACAAACAAACACACACACACUUAUACACACAGACAAUGACAUUAGUUUGUCUAUCCCUUUCUCAAGCCCCCGGCCUGGUGACUAACCUGACAGCGUUUGCUCAGAACCACACGUUCGUAGUGGUCACGUGGUUCCUGCCGCUCCGCAUCAACGGUCUGAUCACCAAGUUUGCAGUUAAAGCCAAACACGCUCGUACCGGUCAGACCGUCCGCAUGCUGGAGCUGGAUGCUGAGGAAAUCAUGACCGUAGCGCUACCACACUGCAACGUACGUAUGUCUGUCUCUCUCAGUCUUUCUCAUUCUUUCUCUGUCUGUCUAGAGAUACUCUGACCAUAUCGGUAACAAGACUAUCUAGUUUUACCUUUGGUCCUCUGUGACGGAUGUGAGAUUAGCAUUUUCAACUUUUUUUUUUUACUUUCAGAAAAAAUAUUGUAGUCCAAACAGAGCAAUGCUACAGGCCUCCAGUAUUUUUUCUCCCUAUCUUUCUCUCACUCUCUCUAUUCAACUAAAUUCAAAGUGGAUUUAUUGGCAUGGAAAACAUGUGUUUACAGUGCCAAAGCAAGUGAAAAAACAAGACAACAUCGACAAAAACCAACAAAGAGAAUUAAACAAAACGAAGACAAAAACAAUCAGAUAUUAACAUGAACUUUACACACAAAGUUUCAAGAGAAUAACAACUUUUAAAGUAUUAUAUUAUUAGCAGUUAAAAAAUGUAGCAUAACAUUUAAAAUGUUACAUAAGCUCUGUCUUUGUGUACUUAAAUACAUACAUGUCUGUGUGUGUGUAGGAUGCAGCAGAAAUCCUGUCUCGUGGGACCCCCAGUCCAUCAGAGGUGACAGCGUCCUCUCCUCCCGUCACCCUGUCAGCCGUCCCGCCUGCCGCCACCUGGGCUGUACCAAUAUCUGUAGGGGUGGACCAGCUGCGCCCCUACACAGCAUACGUCUUCGAAGUGUCUGCUUUCACCUCCGACGGAGAGGGACAGGUCGCCUCCACCAUGGUCCGCAUGCCUGAGUCAGGUACACAAACACACACCCACACACUCCACCUCUCUACAUCUACAUAUCUCUGCCCAUCUCUCCAAAUCUCUUUCUAAAACCGUCUAUAUCUCAAUUUCUCUCUAUCUAUUCCUCACUUCAUCUCUCUCACCAUGUGAAUAUGUACAGUGAGGAAAAAAAGUAUUUGAUCCCCUGCUGAUUUUGUACGUUUGCCCACUGACAAAGACAUGAUCAGUCUAUAAUUUUAAUGGUAGGUUUAUUUGAACAGUGAAAGACAGAAUAACAACAAAAAAAUCCAGAAAAACACAUGUCAAAAAUGUUAUGAAUUGAUUUGCAUUUGAAUGAGGGAAAUAAGUAUUUGACACCUCUGCAAAACAUGACUUAGUACUUGGUGGCAAAACCCUUGUUGGCAAUCACAGAGGUCAGACGUUUCUUGUAGUUGGCCACCAGGUUUGCACACAUCUCAGGAGGGAUUUUGUCCCACUCCUCUUUGCAGAUCUUCUCCAAGUCAUUAAGGUUUUGAGCCUGACGUUUGGCAACUCGAACCUUCAGCUCUCUCCACAGAUUUUCUAUGGGAUUAAGGUCUGGAGACAUUAAUCUUAAUGUGGACCUUAAUGUGCUUCUUCUUGAGCCACUCCUUUGUUGCCUUGGCCGUGUGUUUUGGGUCAAUGUCAUGCUGGAAUACCCAUCCACAAUGCAUUUUCAAUGCCCUGGCUGAGGGAAGGAGGUUCUCACCCAAGAUUUUACGGUACAUGGCCCCGUCCAUCGUCCCUUUAAUGCAGUGAAGUUGUCCUGUCCCCUUAGCAGAAAAGCACCCCCAAAGCAUAAUGUUUCCACCUCCAUGUUUGACGGUGGGGAUGGUGUUCUUGGGGUCAUAGGCAGCAUUCCUCCUCCUCCAAACACGGCAAGUUGAGUUGAUGCCAAAGAGCUCGAUUUUGGUCUCAUCGGAGCACAACACUUUCACCCAGUUCUCCUCUGAAUCAUUCAGAUGUUCAUUGGCAAACUUCAGACAGGCCUGUAUAUGUGCUUUCUUGAGCAGGGGGACCUUGCGGGCGCUGCAGGAUUUCAGUCCUUCACGGCGUAGUGUGUUACCAAUUGUUUUCUUGGUGACUAUGGUCCCAGCUGCCUUGAGAUCAUUGACAAGAUCCUCCCGUGUAGUUCUGGGCUGAUUCCUCACCGUUCUCAUGAUCAUUGCAACUCCACGAGGUGAGCUCUUGCAUGGAGCCCCAGGCCGAGGGAGAUUGACAGUUCUUUUGUGUUUCUUCCAUUUGCGAAAAAUCGCACCAACUGAUGUCACCUUCUCACCAAGCUGCUUGGCGAUGGUCUUGUAGCCCAUUCAAGCCUUGUGUAGGUCUACAAUCUUGUCCCUGACAUCCUUGGAGAGCUCUUUAGUCUUGGCCAUGGUGGCCAGAGUUUGGAAUCUGAUUGAUUGAUUGCUUCUGUGGACAGGUGUCUUUUAUACAGGUAACAAGCUGAGAUUAGGAGCACUCCCUUUAAGAAUGUGCUCCUAAUCUCAGCUCGUUACCUGUAUAAAAGACACCUGGGAGCCAGAAAUCUUUCUGAUUGAGAGGGGGUCAAAUACUGAUUUCCCUCAUUAAAAUGCAAAUCAAUUUAUAACAUUUUUGACAUGCAUUUUUCUGGAUUUCUUUGUUGUUAUUCUGUCUCUCAUUGUUCAAAUAAACCUACCAUUAAAAUUAUAGACUGAUCAUUUCUUUGUCAGUGGGCAAACGUACAAAAUCAGCAGGGGAUCAAAUACUUUUUUCCCUCACUGUAUGUGUGUGCUGCAGCCCCAGAGGACCCUCCCCACAACCUGUCGGUAUGGAACGUGACGUCUAAGUCAGUCUCUGUCUCCUGGGAUCCGCCAACCAUUGUUACCGGACGCUUCAGCUACGUCACCUAUCUCUAUGGCCCCACAGGUACACGCACGCACACACACACAUAUAGUCACAUACAUCAAUCACUACAUUUAAAAUACUUGCUGAAGUAAAAACACUGAAGGUCGCAGAUCUAACCCUAACCCUGUGUGUGUGUGUGUGUGUGUGUGUUAGGGUUUAUCUAUGAGAACAGCACAGGGGACCUGAAGUUUGUGUACUCUGGUCUGACUCCCUACACACACUACAGAGUGGCCGUCCGGGCCAAGUCUGCUGGCCUGCUGGGGCCUGAGGCCUUUUCUGCUGCACUGACACAUGCUGAGGGUAAGAACACACAUUCGUCUUGAGUGAUGUGCUCUGCUAGUGCAGUGCUCUUCCUUUCCCUAUUGGUCAGUGAGGUGAGUGCAGGAGUAUUUUCCUACCUUGAACAUCUAAACAUUCCGCCUGGCUCUCUAACAUUGGGUCUAAGACUUGUCUGGCUCUCUGUGUGUGUGUGUGUGUGUGUGUGUGUGUGUGUGUAGCUCCCAGUGCGGUGAAGGCUCUACAGGCAGUAGCAGUAGACUCUGUGUCGGUGCGUGUGAGUUGGAGAAGCCCUGCCCAGCCCAAUGGUUUGAUCACACAGUACAGACUCCUGGUUCUGUCUGACAACACACUGCUGCAGGACAUCACCCUCAUCGGAACACAGGUACCACUCUGUGGAUGUGUGUGUUUGGGGUUUUACUAUCCUUGUGGGGACCAGAAGUCCUCACUAGGAUACCAAAACAAGGAGAAAAAAAUAUAUAAUUUUUUUAAAUUUAGGAACUCAGUCGGGGUACCCAUGAGCAACUGCGGCCCCUCAUGGUGAGUUCAGAUUUUUUGUGGCCCCCACCCCCAUCAAAGUUGCCCAUCCCUGGUUUAGGGUUAGGGUUAAAAUUAGGAUUAUAGUUAGAAUUAGGGUUAGGGGUUAGGAGUUAAGGUUAGGGUUAAGGUUAGGGGUUAAGGAAAUGUUAAGGGUUAGGGUUAGUGGUAGGUUCAGGGUUAUGGGUUAGGGAAAAUAGGAUUUGAAUGGGAGUAAAUGUUUUGGUCCCCACAAGGAUAGUAAAACAAACGUUUGUGUGUGUGUGUGUGUGUGCCUGAUGUUUUCCUCUUAUCUUUAGAAUCUAAAUGACACUGAUCUCCUUGGUGAUGGAACAUUAGUGCCAGGUAUCCCUGGUGACUCUCUGCGGCGUAAGAGAUCAUCUGACCUCAGCCUGACCACCUCUCCACCUGCAUUCACGGUCACCCUGCCCUACCACACGGUCGUCACUGGCAUGACCAUGACCGCAACCAGCCGCACACACAGCGGUUCAACCCCCCCUGACCUUAACCCUAACCUUGACCACAACAGUUACACUGUCCCCACAGUCACUGAGAGUCCCAGUCUGACCAGUAUGGGCCCUGUGACUGGGACUGACCAGACCUCUGACUUGCCAGAUUCCUCCCCUCUGACCUUUGACGCUGUAACUUCAGGGACAUCUGCCCUCUCCCUGACCUCUUCAACCCCGGCCACACCCCUCCCCUGGCUCACAGCCCACUCACAGCCCAGCCAGCUCACCUCUGGCCAGCCACGCCUCUCCACCCGCUCUGCACCUGCAGCCACUGGACACCUCCAGACACACCCCUCCACCAGGGCUGCAGCCUCCAGCACCCCGGGAGGUACUGCACUCAUCUCUAACUUAUAACCAUUUAACCUUUUAACCUCUAAACCCUUUUAAAGGUGCAAUAUGCAGAAAUGUCUCUGCCAUCUCCUGGUUACUAAAAUUCUAAUAAUUUGCCUUAUUUCAGUUUAUAUGACAAAACAAGCACUCAGAGUGUAGAGAAUCAUUGUACCAUCUAAACCGCUGUAAAAUAUAUUUUCAAUAACCAAAAAUAUAGUAUUUUCAGCUGUUUGAAGCUGGUGUACAAAACCAAACGUAAAAGACACAAACACGAAACGUAAGAACGGGAAGCAUAGAAAUAGCGCACAUAGAACAGAUCCACCGCAUCUUAGACUUGCUUUCAAUAAGAAUGACAGAUCUAUCCAUUUCUAUGUGAAUUUGGUCAGGUCGCCCAAAAAGUGACAUAUUGCAGCUUUAACACUAUACAUAUCUACCUCUAUCACUCCAGUAUCCCUGCACGUUGUAAAUAUGGUACUGGAACUGACUAACCCUGUAUAUAGCAUACUUACUUACUUCCUUGUGUUCUCUUAUUUCGUAUUUUUAUUUCUCGCGUGUUUUUGUUCUACCUUAUGUUAUUUUUAGUAUUGCAUUAUUAUUGAUUACUGCAUUGUUGGGUUUAGAGCUGGCAAGAAAGGCAUUUCACUGUAGUUGUGCAUGUGACAUUACAACUUGAAACAUGAUUGAAGACUACAGGAGUUGAUGAGUAGAAUGAGGUGUGUUACCAUGCACUACAGUCUGUCCUCUAUACUGUGUGUGUUCCAGGAGUGUAUGUGAGAGAGGAGGUGAUGGACAUGCAGUCUGAGGAGCUGUCUUACCUAGUCUCUGGUCUUAGUCCCUUCACUGAAUACACCUUCACCGUUACCGCAGCUACCUCUAUUGGAGAGGGUCCUGCCUCACACGUCUCUGAGAAGACCCGCGAGCAGAGUACACACAGAUACUGUAUAUACAUUGUUUUUUAAUAGUGUCAUUGUUGUUUAUUAUUGUUGUUGUUUAUUGUUGUGUGUUGUUGUUGUCAUAGUUCCUAGCUCAGUGGUGGGUGUGUCCUAUCAGAACGUUAGCUCCACCUCCAUCCUGGUCAGCUGGAAUCCGCCCCUCUACCCCAACGGACUAAUCACACAUUACACCAUCUACGGACUCAACCUGCACAGCAACCAGGCCCUGCAGAGAGUUACACACAACACAAGCAUACUGCUCACAGGUAACACACACCCAUACUGUAUAUACACAUAUACACACAUGGUACAGGCCUGGUUCAAGCCUGUAAAUAUGUAUUGGUGUUAAGCUGCUUGCUGUGUGUUUCAGGGCUGGAGAAGUAUACAGGUUAUAAGCUGCGAGUGGCUGCAUCUACUGCUGUAGGAGAGAGCUCUCUGUCUGACCUAGACAAUAUCUUCGCUGUCACACCCGACGAUGGUACCAGGCACACACACACAUCCUCUCAUUAUGUGGUUUCAUGAUAGAGAGUCCAAUGUAUCCCUCUCUCUCUCCCUCUCAGAACCUGACUCCCCACCCUUAGGGUUAACAGUGGUAGACACCUCUCCCUCCACCACCACCCUCUCUUGGUCACCCCCGGAGAGAGCCAAUGGGGUGAUCCAACAGUAUGAGGUCCUGUACGAGAACCAAUCGUAUGUGGCAGUGUUCAACAGCUCUGUCCCCAGAGUGACUCUGACAGGGCUGAUGCCAUUCUCCUACUAUAACGUGUCUGUCAGGUCAUACACACGCCUCGGACACGGGAACCAGACCUCAGACACACUCACUAUGCUGUCUGGGGAGGACGGUGAGUCUACACACACACAAACAUACACACACAUACACACACACACACACACACACACACACACACACACACACACACACACAAACUAGGCACAUGCACACACUAACGCCUCAUGUUGAAGUGUGUGUGUGUGUCCCCUCUCUAGUACCGGGAAGUCCUCCCUACGGCCUGUCCUAUGUGUCCGUCAGUCCCAAUGAGGUGAAUGUGACCUGGGAGCCCCCCCUAGUGCCCAAUGGAGUUAUCACGCACUACAGGUACAUCUCUGCAUGACUUCUGGAUUUUUACUGUCUCGUGAUGAAAAUGCACUUGAGAUGAAGUUUGAUUUGAUUUGAUUUACAGCCUUGAGCUGCGAAACUCUUCUCACUUCCUCAACCUGACCACACCCAUCAGCCACGCCCAGAUCACAUACCUAAGGAAGUUUGCACAAUACACUCUGGUGGUGAAGGGACACACACGCAUGGGCCCUGGAAACCACAGCAGUGACCCACUCAACAUCACCACACUGGAGGAUGGUGAGAGCCUCUCAAACACACAAACACACCCCAGAACCACCGCAGUAAACCACUAUACAUCACCCCAAUGGAGGGAGGGAUCCGGGGUAAGAGGGGGGAGGUAGAGGGAGACCAUGGUUAGGGUCAUUGUGUUUCAGGUGGCCGCGUAGUGGACUAUGGUGUUAACGUGACCAGAGACCCUGGACCACAGCAGGUUCAUCAUCACCUCUCACUUCCUCUCUCUGUCUCAAGUCCUCCUGAUCCUCUGACAUCACAGGUCAGAGGUCAGGGGUUACCACAGAGUUAUUUAACAGCACCAAAAACAUCACUUUUAACCAACCAGCUUUACUUCACAGGGAUGUGCUUGCAGAUGAGCCAGCAUGCAGGCGGUAUUUCCAACGAUCAAGGAGCGUUUAGCGAACGUUCUCUCCAUUUCCCCUAGGGGCGUGGUUAUCAGUGUGUCUGUGUUUGGUCUUAAAUAAUAUGAAGUGUGUUUCAGACCCAGAUACUCCCCCUCAGUUCCUGUUAGCCAGGAAGUUGUCAGACUACGAGGUAGAAUUGUCAUGGGAACCGCCGAAAGAGACCAACUCUGAGAUCCUCUACUACAUAGUCAGAGUUUGGUGAGUUUUAUUUCAAUAUUGAUCGUUAGUUUGUGUCCUACUGCUGAUGUGAUGUUGAAAAAGGAGAUGUUAAGGGAUGAGGCAUUCUGAUUGAAGCAUGAGUUACAGCUCCAACAUGGCCUCUUCUUCUUCUUCCUCCUUCCGUCUCUCUCCUGGAGGAAUGAGUCAUCUGAGGUGUGGCAGAAUGUAACAGGUACAGCGGUGGUGAUCAGCGUUGACUCAGAAAGUCGCUACAACGCCUCUGUCUCCAGCUGGACACGCCUGGGGGACGGGGGAGUCCUCAUAUACAUCAGCUUCAGUAUUAUUGACGCAGGUACACACCCACACACACACACACACACAAACCUUUGAGAAAAUCUUGUAGUCCCAACUGAGCAUUGCUACAUGCCUCCAGUUCAUUUUUACUAAACACAAGUGACAUGCAACUUGCACCAAAUCACUCCUGCAAUUCUCUUCCGCAGUGCCAUUUGACCCUCCCCAGAAUGUGUUGUUGGUGAACCUGACCUUUUCCUCAGUGACCGUCCUCUGGCAACCCCCCACUCAGCCAAAUGGAAUCCUCCUGCACUACACUCUGUACUACUCAGACAAUACCACUGUCACAGAACAGGUGAGUUAUACAGCAUUACAUUGUAUCCUACACAGACAAUAACGCUGUUAUAAAGCAGGUGAGUAACACACACACACUGUACGCUCAUGUGUAAAAGUGUGUGAUUUUCUACUUUAAAGGCAUUGUCUCUCUCUCCCCUCUCCAUCAGCAUAUCCCAGUGUCAGAGCUGGAGCCUGUCUCUCUGGGGGAGGACCUGUCCUACUGUCUGUCUGGCCUGAGAGGAGGACAGAACUACAGCCUCUGGCUGACCUCCAGCACCAUGCAGGGGGACGGAGGGGUCCGUACUGAUCCUUUAGAUCUACUCACCCCAGAUGGCGGUCAGUUUCACACACACACACACACAGACACUGACACACACACACACACACACAGAGUCUGCACUGUUUUUUCCAACCUCUUGUUGAACUUGAUAAAAUCACGUAAAAAUUCUGCGAUUUAAGUUUAACUUUCAGCUGGCUAGUGAAAGGAGGUAAGUCUGUCAGUCUGACAAACUGGCCCUUUUUGUCCCUCCGAGGCCUCCGUACCUCAGACAACCAGUUUGUAUCUCCUUUUACUGAACCCUGUGGAAGUUUACUCUUUGACCUGUUGGAUAUCUGAGAAUGUCUUGUAUUCCAAACAGAGCAAUGCUACAGGCAUCCAGUUAUUUUGUAAACGCAUUGGCUAUCAACAAUGUCACAAUGCUGUCAACAUACAUCCAGUAGAGAUGUUUCAUCCUAUAGUUUUGUGAGUAGGUCAUUAUUGUAUUAGUGUUAGUAGUUUAGUCUGUAGCUUAAGAUGCAGAUGAAUCACUUUCAAGUGACAGUAUCUGGAUUAUCACAAGAAGUAGCAAUGUUCCUGUCAAAUAGAUUAUGUAAAUAAAAAUAGUAGCUCAGUCUGGUGUUAUUCAAAAGAAAUGUAGCUAUUGUUCCUAUUUGACGAUGAUCUCUUAGUUUUUAUGUGAUUUUGGGAAAAAUUGUGUAGACAGACUGCUGCCUCCAUCUGACGUAUAAUAGUGACUGACUCUUGUUUCGGUCUAAAGAUGUCUCUAAUACUGACUGUGUGUCUCUGCCUCUGUGCUCCAGCCACGGGACCUCCAGCUCACCCUGCCUCUCCUGCCCUGCCAAGCCCAGCAGGGCUCACUGCCCUGGGCUCAGACACCCACACACCGCCCUCUCUCCUCCACCCAUCCAUCCACUUCACCAGCCUCUCAAUCUGCCUUCACUGAGGUCUCCCCUCCCUCCUUAUAUCCUCCAUCUCCGCGUCUCUCCUUCUUUCCAUCCCUGUUUCCCCUGUUGCACAUGCUCAGUUUGCUCUCUCCAUAUGGUCAGACUCAGUGACCGGAGCUUAGAGGAUGGACACCGAAAGUGGGUGUGGCCAGGAUGAGUAUCUGCUAUUCAAAAUGUCUCUGUUUUUUGUUUCUCGAUUUGAAGUUUCUCUGUUCAAAGAUUCUCAAAACAAAGUUUCCCUGUUCAAAGAUUCUCAAAGCAAAGUUUCUCUGGUCAAAGUUUUCUUGUUUUUUUUCACACUGAGGUUAUUCUCUUCAUAUGAAUCAUGGGGUGAUGAUGAUGUUAAUGAUGAUGUUGUUGUUAAUGAUGAUGAUGAUGAUGACGAUGAUGAAGUGCUGUUUUGUGUUUGUUGAUGUGUUUCUCUCCCUGGGGUGGCUCAAGUGUUUGAUUGGUUGAUAAUGUUGCUGGUUUGGGUGUAGAUGUAUUAUUAUGUGCAUAAAUCACUUGUAGUGUUCUUCUAAUGCUAGGACUGAGUCUGAAGAAUGAUGUAGUUCAGUCAGUGAUACUAAUUCCCCCUCUCUCCCAACAGUGCCCAGUGAUCCGGUCCACAAUCUCAGUGCUCAGAUCUUCAGUUCUACGGCCAUCAUAGUAAGCUGGGACCCCCCUAUGGAACCCAACGGACGCCCCUUCUACCUGCUCACCCUGCAGGAGGCAGUACACCCCCAACCCCCUAAACCUCUGAACCCCUCUUAUCCUAACACCAACUCCCCCGGACCACCCGCUGUCAACAAUACCAUCACCAAGACAACCAACGAUAACGUCUUCCUGUUUACAAAACUCAGGAAGUACUAUCCCUACAUCCUCACUGUUACCCCGGCAACCAGCGCUGGCCUGGCCCACAACCACACCAGCCUGCUGCACGUGAGGACUGAUGAUGAUAGUGGGUCUACAGACACACACACACACACACAAAUGCACACACCAUUUUUUAAAACAUAUACACACACAUACUAUUUACCCACUCUCUCCCUCCAGUCCCCAGUUCAGCUCCAGUGCUGGUGUCCAGUAGGAACCUGUCGUCCUCCUCUGUGUCUGUGGUGUGGCAGCGCCCCCUGGAGGCCAACGGAGAGAUAACAGAGUAUUCCCUCACAAUGUUCAGCUCUGCCGGCUCCAACACCACACACACUCCCAACACCACCCUCAUACUCACACAGCUCCUGCCCUACACAGCCUACAACCUCUCCAUCACCGCAGCCACCCGCAAGGGCUCCGGACCACCGCUACUACUGAUGCUGCACACAGAUGAAGCAGGUAAUCUUUAACCUCUCACCUCUCACCUUUAACCCUUACUAACCUCUAACCUCUCCCUACCAUAACCCCUCCAACUGCUGCUGCAUACAGACGAAGGCCAGUAAUGCACUCUAACAUUGUGUUCCACCAGGUCCGAUGUCUCCUCCCCGUAACCUGUCUCUGUAUAACCACACAGCCUUCUCUGUGUGGCUGACCUGGGAACCCUCUCUGGAACCCAAUGGUGUGGUCACAAACUACGGCUUCAGGAUCUGGGAGAUCAACACAAACACAAUCAGAUACCAGGUACUGCACACACACACAUAAAGACACACACACGCACACAGGCAUGCGCACACACACAUUCACAAAGAAACGUUAACAUUUUUAAAGUGCUCCUGCAACUUUUCUAUGUUCUGUCUAUAAGAUUUCCACACAAAAAAAUAUCUCUCUCUCCCCUCCCCCUCUCACUUCCAGAACUCUACAGGUCCAUGGACAGAAGGACAGCUGAGUGGGUUCAGACCUCACCGCUCCUAUGAGAUCAGUGUGUUUAGCUACACCAGAGUGGGUCAUGGAGACCAGUACAGCACUCCUGUGUCCUUCACAACCAAUGAGUCAGGUACGUAUGUGGGUGUAUGUGGGUAUGUGUGUAUGGGUAUGUGUGGUUGUGGAACUAGAAAUCAAGUGCCAUAUGCGUGUGGAAUUGGCUAUUAACCCUUUUGCAUAAACCCUGUGUCUCCUGGCUCCAGUGUCUGAGGCGGUGGGUAACCUGUCCUGCUCUGGUCUGGGCUGGGACUCUGUGUUUCUACACUGGGAGCCUCCAGCCAACCCCAAUGGACUCAUCCUGUACUACCAGGUCCAGGUGGACACACACUCAGACUCACAGUCAUACAUACACCAGGCUGACACAAACCAGUACACGGUCAGCGGGCUGGCGCCGGACGCAGAAUUCACACUCACUGUGACGGCUGUCAACUCUGCCGGCCCAGGAGACCAGAUCAACUGUACUGCCUACACACACCCUGAGUCAGGUACACACACACACACACACACACACACACACACACACACACACACACACACACACACACACAAACACACUCACACUCACACUCAUACUCAUACUCAUACUCAUACUCAUACUCAUACUCAUACUCAUACUCAUACUCAUACUCACACUCACACUCACACUCACACUCACACUCACACUCACACACACACACACACACACACACACACACAUACACACUACACCAGGAGACCAGAUGAACUGUAUCACCUCAACCCACCCUUAUAUCCUCCUGCAGUGCCUGGUGUCCCUCGCUUCCUGAGUGUGUCAGAGACCAUGUCCACCAGCGUGACGCUCCAAUGGGCUGCUCCCCUCUCUGCUCCGGGCAUGCUCAUUGAGUACCGCAUCACUGUGCAGCUGCUUUCACCGGACUGCCUGUCCAACACACCCCUUUCUGAAGCCACACCUCUCCCAGAGCCGACCCCUUCCCUGGCUCCAGGCUGCGUGGAUCAGGAGGUACGUUUACCUGGAUAUCUGAAUGUAAAUGUUGUUGUGCUGCUGUGUCGUACAUCUGUCUACAUGUAUAUCUGCAUGCUGUAUGACACAGAAGGAAUUUCCUAACAUUGAACUCAACAUCAUCUUCAUCUUCAUGAUCUUCCUGGUCAGGUGUUGGUGUCAGUGAAUGGUUCUGAUGGUGGUGAGGGCAACAGGAGCAUCACUCUCCAGUCUCUGGCCAAGUACCGCCUCUACCGCUUCAGAAUCAUAGCCCUUACUAAUGCUGGGCCAGGAGAACACACACCCUGGAGAUACACGCACACACUGGCUGGGAGUAAGUACACACACACACCCACGCACGCACACACACACACACACAUAUAGUCACAUCCAAAAUUAUUGGAACCCUUGAUAAAGAUAAGCAAAAAAUACUGUUUAAAAUAAAUAAUUCAAAUACCGAGCUACAGUAUAUUGUAUGCUCCAAAAUAUUAGAAAAUUCAAUUAUUUUAUACUAAUACAAUGUACUAAUACAAUGGCGAAUGUGCAUAAAGAUGACAGAAUUCAGAUAUGAUGUAAUUGUUUUAGCACUAUUCAUAACAUUUUUAAACUACGGUGCGCGACAUGGUUCAAUGAGCCAAUAUAUCAGCACAAUCUACGUUGUCGUUUUUUUUCUAAUUGCUGGCAUCUUGGAGCUAGAAUUGGGAUCAUGUAUAUUGUGCUAAUGACGAUACAAAAAAAGAUUCAAUGCUGAGACCAAGGUCUCUUUUCCAGAUGAGCCCUGUAUAGCACAACAAUACACAUCAAAAUACAAUAAACACAUGAAACUACACAUUCAUAUACACAAUAAAACACACGUUAUUAUACACAACAAUACAUGAAAAGCAAAACACAAUCAUAAAAAACAGAUACAUUGUUCAGUAAAAAGCUCCCCUAACAACCGUCUGAAAUGCACUAGAGGCACCAAUUCCUCACAUUUUAAAGUGUAUUGUAGAUCAUUCCACACGUAAGGCGCAAGGAAAUUAAAGUCUGAUCUACCUAACUCUCUAGACACCAAAGGAGCCUCUGUCACGAUCGUCGGAUACAGAGGACCAAGGCGCAGCGUUGAAGGCGAACAUACUUUUUAUUUAAUGAUUACACGAACAAAACAACAAACGAUAACGUGACGUCCUCGGUCUAACACAAACCACACUGGAACAAGAAACCACACCAAAUGAAUGCCAAACGGCUACCUAAGUAUGGCUCCCAAUCAGAGAUAACGAGCUACAGCCGUCUCUGAUUGGGAGCCACCCUGGCCAACAUAGAAAUACAAAACUAGACUAUCACCCUAGCACACAAAACACAAAGAAACAACACACCCUGGCUCAACAUAACAGAGUCCCAGAGCCAGGGCGUUACAGUACCCCCCCCCCCCCCCCCAAAGGCGCGGACUGCGACCGCGCCAAACAUAAACCGAACAGGGGAGGGCCGGGUGGGCAUUCCUCCUCGGAGGCGGAUCCGGCUCCGGGCAUGAUCCCCACUCCCUCUCUAACCCCCCAAAGUACCCCUGGUCCGGUCUGGCCCUGCUGACCGGAGCUGGACUGCACACUGGUGGAGCGGAUUGCUCUAGCUCCGGCGUGAAGCAGCUGACCCGUGCCGAACCAGGCACCGGUGGAACAGGCACGGGCUGUGCCGGACUGACGACGCACACCACUGGCUUGGUGUGGGGAGCAGGAACGGGCCGAGCCGGGCUGACGAAACACACCCCUGACUUGGUGCAGGGAGCAGGAGCGGGCCGGACCGGGCUGACUAAGCGCACCACUGACUUGGUGCGGGGAGCAGGAGCGGGACGAGCUGGGCUGACGAAACGCACCACUGACUUGGUGCGGGGAGCAGGAGCGGGCCGGACCGGGCUGACGAAACGCACCACUGACUUGGUGCGGGGAGCAGGAGCGGGCCGGACCGUACUGGGAACACACCACUGGCCCUACGCGGGGAUCAGGAACAGGCCGGACCGGACUGGCAACACACCCCAGUACCUCUCGCCGUGCCUCUACAUCCUCUUUCCCCCUGGUGACCAGUGACUCCCGUAACCUGGCGGCCUCCUGCUGCCCCGUCGUCCACGGCGUGAGCCCCCCCCUAAAAAUGUUCUGGGCAUCUCUCCUACCCGUGGACCAGGUCUCCAUGUCUCUCGCCAGACUUUCGCCCUUCUGCUUCCAGGUCCAGCCUCUCUCUUCCUCACACGGCUUGACCCAGUCGAGGAGGCGAAGGAGAUCCGCUAGAGAUCUCCCUGGCGAUGGCUCCUGGACACGCUGCUUGGUCCAGUCUUGGUGGGAUCUUCUGUCACGAUCGUCGGAUACAGAGGACCAAGGCGCAGCGUUGAAGGCGAACAUACUUUUUAUUUAAUGAUUACACGAACAAAAGAACAAACGAUAACGUGACGUCCUCGGUCUAACACAAACCACACUGGAACAAGAAACCACACCAAAUGAAUGCCAAACGGCUACCUAAGUAUGGCUCCCAAUCAGAGAUAACGAGCUACAGCCGUCUCUGAUUGGGAGCCACCCUGGCCAACAUAGAAAUACAAAACUAGACUAUCACCCUAGCACACUAAACACAAAGAAACAACACACCCUGGCUCAACAUAACAGAGUCCCAGAGCCAGGGCGUGACAGUCUCCAGAAUUAACCAACCCUGUGAACAGGUUUGAUAACUUGUUAUUUUAAAUCUUAACAGUAAGUCGGAAGUUUGUGGAGCAGGGCUUUGUAAACAAAAAGAGUGUAAUGAUGUGAUCUACAUGACUUCAAGGAGGUUCAGCCAACCUUUUGGUAAAGAAUACAGUGAUGAGUAAUAAAACUGUCUCCUGUGAUAAAAUGAAGGGCGCUAUGAAAAACGGCAUCCAGGGGUUUAAGAGUAGAGGCUGCUGCUCUUUGAUAAAUAGUAUAUCCAUAGUCAAGAACAGAUAGAAAGGUUGACUGCACAAUCUGCUUCCUGCUGACUAGAGAGACAAGAUCUGCUUCUAUUUUUAAAAAAGCCCACUUUAAUGUUAUGGGACUGCUUUGCUUCCACUGGUUCUGGGGCCCUUGUUAAGGUCAACGGCAUCAUGAUCUCCAGGUCAUUUUAGCCAAAAACCUGGUUGCCUCUGCCAGGAGGUGGAAACUGGCCAUCUCAGUCUCUGGAGUUGAACCCCAUUGAAAACCAGUUGUUUGAAUUGUAGAGGGCAGUCCAUAUGCGUAGACCGGAGGAUAACAAGGAUCAGGAAAGAUUCUGUAUGGAGGAAUGGUCUAAGAUCCCUCCCAAUGUGUUCUUCAAUCUCAUAAAACAUGAUAGAAAAAGGCUAAGUGCCAUUACCCUUGCAAGGGAUGGUCCAAUAAUCUUGACACCUAUCUUUUUGAGAUUUUUUAAAAUAACUUUUUAAGCAAAAUCUUUUUCUCUGAGCAAUUGUAUUAGUAUAAAAUAAUAUAAUUUUUUUAAAUGUAGCAUACAAUAUAGCUCAGUAUUUGUAUUAUUUAUUUUAUAGUAUUUUUUGAUAAUCUUUAUCAAGGGUGCCAAUAAUUCUGGAUGUGACUGGACAUACAACAGAAGUACCCAUACACCCAAGCAGUAUGGGUAUAUUUAUACCUGUCUCUCCCCUCAGACCCUGAUGCCCCUCCCAGCGACCUCUCGUUGACCAUGUCCUCCAACAGCCUCCGUAUCGAAUGGCAACUCCCAGAUGUGAUCACCGGCCCCACUUCCUACCUCAUAGACGUAAUCUCUGUGAGUAUACACGCACACACACACACAUAAUAAAAUAAUAAUGAUAAUAAAGGAGUUUCUUACUUCUAUAUGUUGUGUUGGUGUUCAGCUGGAUAGCGAGGGGUUAAACCAGUCUGUAGUACGCGGUCCAGAGGAGCUGAGGACCGUAGUUGUGUCGAACCUGACUGCGUUCACUCGCUACUCUGUGACCGUGACUGCCUUCACUGGACGACUGGAGAACGCACGGCGGGACGGACAAGCCACUGAGCCCACUGUCAUCAGAACAAUGGAGGAGGGUGAGGAACACACACAAACAGCAAUACAGUAGCUGCUUUAUUAAACUGCUAGAAAAUAGUUAAGCACUUUCUCUCUCCUCUUCCUCCUCAUCCUCCCUCCAGAGCCCAGGGAUCCUCCUAAGAAUGUGACCCUGCAGGUGAUUCCAGAGGAAGUGACCCGUGUGUUUGUGACCUUUGCCCCCCCGGAGGAGCCUAAUGGGAACAUCAGUUCCUACACGGUGCUGGUCUACCGCCAGGGUCAGCUAGAGAUGACCAUCGACCGCCUCACCGUGGUCCAAAACAAGAACCGCACCCUGACCGCAGUCAUCGACGGGCUAAAAGGAGGCUACAACUAUAGUAUACGGGUGAGGAUCACACACACACACACACACAGGCACAACUACACAAACACAUGGGUCACAACUAUAAUAUAUGGGUGAGGAACACACACACUGUCACAGAACACUUGUGCUUUCUGAAACACUCCGACCAACUCUCUCUCUCUCUCUCUCUCUCUCUCUCUCUCUCUCUCUCUCUCUCUCUCUCUCUCUCUCUCUCUCUCUCUCUCUCUCUCUCUCUCUCUCUCUCUCUCUCUCUCACACACACAGAUUGCAGCAGUAAACGGAGCAGGUUUAAGCCCCCCCAGCUCAGAGGUUCAGAUCACUACAGGGAUCAAAGGUACAGUGCUACAUAAACACUACAUAAACCAUUCAUAACCCCUACAUAACCCCUGCAUAACCCCAAUAGCCUUAGAAACUUAGUCGUAGGGGGUGUCAUAUUGCGUGUAUGCACUACGAACACUUCAUGAUACAGAAAUGUCUUUAUGUGUGUCUGUGUGUAGCUCCUGCCAAGCCCACACAGAGACCCCAGGCGGUGCUGGACCGAGGAGGAGUUGCAAUGGUAACCUCCAGGAGCAUCAUUGUUCGCAUGCCAACCUGUUUCUACAGCAAUGACAACGGACCAAUCAGAGGCAUCCAGGUCAUCAUGUCCGAAUCUGGGGGUACGACAUCACACACACUAACAUGCACAGACACACACACAUAAACACACAUCUAUCACACAGAAAAUAUAUCCUAAACUAAAAUAUGUAGGAGCCACUGCUAUAGGUCUAGUCUGACAUCUGUCUGUCUCUCUGUCUCAGUGAUGGACAGCAUGAAUGUGACCAACUGGAAGACAGCAUUUCUCUCUCAUCCCGCCCCCUACCUGACUGACAAUGGCUUCCCCAACCCACUCUGUGUGAAGGACCGUAUGAGCAGGGACACACACACACAAACCAGCAGACUCACUGACUCACACAUUAGACACAGCAUUGUGAGGGACAGGGUUCUGGAACAUAGAGACUCAGUGGGGGAGCGCAUAGACCACCAGGAUGAUCACUAUGUCAUCGGAGAGGAGGACAACUGUCUGACUAAAGAGUACAGUAACACACUCUGUAACGGACCCCUCAAACCAAACACUGUCUACGUGUGAGUAUACACAACACAAACAUGUAAACACACACAUGUACACAUAGAUAUAAACACAUACACACACAUACGUACAAAGUUCAAUAAAGUGCAUGUCUUUGUCUGUGUGGCAGGUUUAAGUUCCGAGCCACCAACAUCCGGGGCCAGUACACAGACUCUGACUACUCUGAGCAUAUCAGAACCGCAGGUAAGCACUCCUCUUCUCUCCACAAACUCACACACACCUUUCCUCUACAAUGCAAACUGAUUAAACAACACCACUGUCACUCCUUCAUUAGAAUGUUUUACAUUUUAGUCAUUUAUCAGACUCUCUUAUCCAGAGCAACUUACAGUUAGUGCAUUUAUCUUAAGAUUGCUAGGUGGGACAACCACAUAUCUCAGUCAUAGUAAAUACCAUUUUCCUCAAUAAAGUAGCUAUCAGCAAAGUCAGAGCUAGUAAGUUUCAAGUUAAUGUAACGUGCAGAAGUACAGUGAAAUGCCUUUCUUGCAAGCUCCAAACCCAACAAUGCAUUAAUCAAUAUCAAUGUAGUGCUAAAAAUAACAAGGUGCUGUUAAACAAAAACACACAAGAAAUAGAAAUAAGAAGAACACGAGAAAAUAAGAAUCUAUAUACAGGGUCAGUUCCAGGGUCAGUUCCAAUACCAUAUUAUUUACAAUGUGCAGGGAUACUGGAGUGAUAGAGGUAGAUAUGUAUAGUCAGUGCUUGACUUUGACUGAAAUAGGUUCCGGUAGUCAUUUUGGGUUCCGGUACUCUUUAUAUUUAGGUGCAGGAGCUCCACAAUACUUUUGAACUAAUAUUCUAUAAGAGGAACAGGAGCUCAAGCAGCGUAAAUUAUGAUUGUAUGUGAGUGUGUGUACGUGUGUGUAGAGUCAGUAUAAAUGUGUGUGCAUGAUAUGUGUGUGUUGGAGUGUCAGUGUGCGUGAGUGUGUAGGGUCCUGUGAGUGUGCAUAGAGACAGUGCAAAAAUAAAAUACAAGGGUCCACUCACAUAGUCCGUGUAGACAUUCUGUUAGCUAUUUAGGAGUCUUAUGGCUUGGGGAUGGAAGCUGUUAAGCACCUUCUUCACGACUGUGCGCGUGUGAGUGGUCCAUAGUGAUUUGGACACUGAAGAACUUGAAGCUCUGGACCCGCUCCAUUGCAGCCCGCCGAUGUAAGUGCGAGUGUUAGUUCACAAAAGGCUCUUUUUUUCUCUCUUCCCUUCACCCCCUCCUGUCUGUCAGUGGAUGGUUUGUUGACCAGAGAUGAACAGAUCCUUCUGGGAGUUCUCCUCUCCUUCUUCCUGACCCUGCUGCUCAUCCUCAUCAUCUACGCCUCUGUCAGGUAAACUGGUGUUGGAUUCUAGCUUGAAAUACACUUAUUCAUGUUAAUAAUUGAUUACUUUAUAUGGGGUCAAUGGAGGGUGGAUAAGACCUAGGUGUAUGGAAAGUUACUGAGUGAGGAAGGGGGAGUGCAGAAAGUUUACAUUCUGUUAAAACAUGGUAUUGUUAAAUCUCAUGGCUCCUAAGGAGGGGGGCAAAGGACAACAGUCUGGUUUCAAUCACUGAAAAGGUAGGACAGCCGUGGAGUAGGGAGGAGUGAGGAAUUCAGCCCGAGGUCAGGUCAGAUGAAGUGAGGAGGAACAGUCAGUCCUCUCACUCAUAUAUUUCCACGCCCAUGAAGGUUCUAGCAGGAGGCUACACCAAUGAGAGGAACCAAUUAAGUUCCUGACUAGCAACAGAGAUGUAUUGGCUGUCUAGAUGUGCAAGGAGUUGACUCCGCCUAGUAGGAGGGUAUAAAUAUAUGUGCUUGUGUAAACAUGUUUUUGUCUUUGCAGCUGUAUGACCCAGUGGGGAAUAAACUUGGUUUGAGCUUUUCCUAGUCAUCCGUUUGAGUUUUUACUCUGUUUGUCAGAACCUAACACUGGUUAUAGCUGAUGGUUCUAGCUGACCCAGGUGACCCAGCCAGCCAUAGUCAGUUGUGUCAGAGUGAUUGACAUGUCCCUCAUCCAAUGACAGGAUCCGUCAGCGUCAGAAGGAGGGCGGGACCUACUCUCCCCGGGAGGCGGAGAUUAUAGAGACAAAGUUUAAACUGGAUCAGCUGAUUGCUGUGGCCGACCUGGAGCUGAAGGAAGAGAAACUACACCGGUCAGUGUGUGUUUGCCUGUGUGUGUGUGUGUCUUUUUCUCACACAUACACACUCCCUCUCUCUCAUUCGCACACACCUUCACAAAGGUUUACCCACUGUAACAUUAUGCUCACUCUGCCUCUACGACUCUACCUGCAUGCCCACAGAAUGUGCUUGGCUGCUGCUAACACCCACAUACACACACACACACACACACACACACACAUAAACACACACACAACCACACACAAGGCUGUCUGCACUCUCCACUCUCUCACUCUAACCCAGGGUUCUCCAAACUCGGUCCUCAGGACCCCAAGGGGUGCAUGUUUUGGUUUUUGCCCUAGCACUACACAGCUAAUUCAAAUAAUCAACUAAUCAUCAAGCUUUGAUCAUUUUAAUCAGCUGUAUAUUGUAGGGCAAAAAUCAAAACGUGCACCCUUUGGGGUCCCGAGGACCGAGUUUGGGAAACUCUGCUCUAACCCCUCUCUCAAACUCUCUCUCUCCAGGUAUUCCUCCUUCUUCUUUAGACGGAAGGAGAUAUUUGUCAUCCAGUAAGUUGUAGUGGGCAGUGGGUGUACCCCUUCAAGUGUGGAGCACUCAGUGUGUGUAGCCCUUGUUAUAUAGCACUCCAUGUGUGUGUGUUGCUGUGUUGCAUUGGUACAGUUGGCAGUGUGUAUUGUUGUCUCAUGUCUUUAGUCUACUGAAGUGCUGUUAUUCAUUGAGUGUGUCAGUCUGUCUGUAACUGUACAGUAAUGGAAAGUAAAGUCUGCUGUACUCACAGUGUACUGGUGUGCCUCAUAUUGUUCUGUCAACUCUGUUUCAGACUUCUCAGCUACAGAAAGUCUCUCAAGUAAGUCACGUAAUGAGUGUGUGUGUUGUUCUAUGUGUACAGUAUGUGAGUGUGUUGAGCAGUAAUAGUUUCUGCCCUGUGAAGGAUUUAUCUUCCCCCAUCUCGUUUGUUUAUUCUGUUUUUUCAUAUUUGUUUUAUGUAUUCAUGUGUGAGCUGUGCCAAGAUGUUCCUCUUGUAGGACAAUAAACGUGAUUCUGAUUAUCUCUGUCUCUCAGGCCGGUCAAUAAGAAGUCUUUCCUGCAGCAUGUAGAGGAUCUAUGUGCCAACGAGAACACCAAGUUCCAGGAAGAGUUUGCAGUAUGUAACUCUGACCUCUGACCCCUGUGAAAACCUGCAUGUUUGUAUGUGUGUGCAUGCAUGCGCAUUUGUGUUGUGUGUGUGUGUAGAGUGACAGCAUUAACCCUGUCCUCUCCAGGAGAUGCCCAAACUGCUGCAGGAUCUGGCUACAUCAGACGCUGACCUUCCCUGGAACAGAUCCAAGAACCGCUUCACUAACAUCAAACCCUGUAUGUACACACACGCACGCACACACAGUGAGCGUAACAAACACACACAGCCUAACACAUUCUCUCCUCUACAGACAACAACAACCGUGUGAAGCUGCUGUCUGAACCUGGCAUGCCUGGAUCUGACUACAUUAACGCUAGCUUCAUCUCAGUGAGUCACACACACACAUACACACACACAGAAAAGGGAACGGGGCGGCAGAUAGCUUAGUGGGUAAGAGCGUUGUGCCAGUAAACGAAAGGUUGCUGGUUCUAAUCCCCGAGCCGACUAGGUGAAAAAUCAGUGGAUGUGCCCUUAAGCAAGGCACUUAACCCUAAUUGCUCCUGUAAGUUGCUCUGGAUAAGAGCAUCUGCUAAAUUAAAAAAAGAACACUCAUGCUUUCAGAGAUCACAUUUCUAAACACUCCAACUUUUGUGUUUACUACAAAACUGGAGACCUGUGACUUUACUCUGUUCUGACUAUAAGAUUCUCCCUCUCCCCCCUUAGGGUUACCUGUGUCCUAGUGAGUUCAUAGCGACCCAGGGUCCUCUCCCCGGCACUGUGGCUGACUUCUGGAGGAUGAUCUGGGAGACUCGCACACGAACCAUCGCUAUGCUCACACAGUGCUACGAGAAAGGAAGGGUAAGGACCGGACCAAGGUUUUAGUAGUGUCAGGGUUGUAUGUCUGUUUAGAUCUGCUGUCACCAAUUUUGUGUGUGUUCGUGGGUGUGUGUGUGUGUGUGUGUGUGUUUAGAUCCGGUGUCACCAGUACUGGCCAGAGGACAAUAAGCCGGUGACAGUUUUUGGGGACAUCAUCAUCACCAAGCUGACAGAGGACAUCUAUCCUGACUGGACCGUCAGAGCUCUCAAAGUGGAGAGGGUAACACACACACACAUACAGGGCAUUCAGAAAGUAUUCAGACCCCUUGACUUUUUCCACAUUUUGGUAUGUUACAGCCUUAUUCUAAAAUGGAUGAAAUAGUUUUUUUCCCCUCAUCAAUCUACACACAAUACCCCAUAAUGACAAAGCAAAAACAGGUUUUACAAAAAUAUAUAAAUUAGCACAAAUGUCAAAAAACCUGUUUUGGCUUUGUCAUUAUGGGGUAUUGUGUGUAGAUUGAUGAGGAUUUAGAUUUAUUUAAUUCAUUUUAGAAUAAGGCUGUAACAUAACAAAAUGUGGGAAAAGGGAAGGGGUCUGAAUACUAUAGAGUACAUUCAGUACACACUGUAGAGUGUACAAAACAUUAGGAACACCUUCCUAAUAUUGCGUUGCAGUUCACAGCCCCGUGUAGCUCAGUUGGUAGAGAAUGGCAUUUGCAACGCCAGGGUUGUGGGUUCGACUCCCACGGGGGGGCAGUAUGAAAAUGUAUGCACUCACUAACUGUAAGUCGCUCUGGAUAAGAGUGUCUACUAAAUGACUAAAAUGUAAAAUGUUGACACACUCAAACCGGUGCACCUUGCACCUAUUACCAUACUCCGUUCAAGGGCACUUAAAUAUUUUGUCUUGCCCAUUCACCCUCUCAAUAGCACACAUACACAAUCCAUGUCUCAAUUGUCUCAAGGCUUACAAAUCCUACUUUCAAUUGUCUCCUCCCCUUUAACUAUACUGAUUGAAGUGGAUUUAACAGGUGACAUCAAUAAGGGAUCAUAGCUUUCACCUGGAUUUACCUGGUCAGUCUAUGUCAUGGAAAGAGCAUGUUUUGUACAAUCCGUGUUUUUCCAGAGUAAACAAGUUCAGUUUCCCUCUUGAUAAUCAAAACAUUGUUCUCUCUCCCAUCUCUCGCUUUCUCUCGCUCCCUCUCUUUCUCUCUCUCUCCUCUCACCUUCUCUCACUCCCCCUCUCUCACUUCCUGUCUCUCCCUAUCUCCCCCUUUUUUUCUCUCUCUCUCUCUCUCUCUCUCUCUCUCUCUCUCUCUCUCUCUCUCUCUCUCUCUCUUUUUCUCUCUCUCUGUUUUACUCCCUCUCUAUCCCUAGCAUGGGGACUACAUGGUGGUUCACCACUUCAACUUCACCUCCUGGCCAGAGCAUGGCGUUCCAGAGUCCAGCACCACACUCAUACAGUUUGUUAGAGCCAUCAGAGCCAACAGGCAUGAGAACACCACUAUAGUGGUACACUGCAGUGCUGGCGUAGGCAGGACAGGAGUGUUUAUAGCGUUGGACCACCUGAUCCAACACGUGAGUGAUCAUGACUUUGUGGACAUCUACGGUCUGGUGGCUGAACUACGCAGUGAGAGGAUGUGUAUGGUGCAGAACCUGGUGAGAAAUAUGUAUUUAUACAACAUGUAUAAGUGUUCUUACUGUGAUAUGGAUAUGAUACUUUAUAGUAUGAUCUAGUUUCACCAUGUUUUCUUGGUGCAUUCAAACCUGCCAGACAGAAUCUUAGAGAGUGUGUUCAUGCAUGUCCCCAGACCCAGUAUAUGUUCCUACACCAGAGUACUCUGGAUCUGCUGAACAGUAAAGGAAACAGCCAGUCCAUCUGGUUCGUCAACUACUCUGCUCUGGAGAAAAUGGACUCACUGGAAGCUAUGGAGGGUGAGCACACGCACGCGCACACACACACAUAUACAAGAACACACACUAGCAUACACACACGUCAUAAACGCACAUUUCACAUAUCUACUGUUUUGUGCUCUUGCAGGUGAUGUUGAGCUGGAAUGGGAGGAGACUACGAUGUAAAGGCUGAGAAUUUAUCAGUCAACUUCACACCUGAUAAACACACAUCUAUCCCUGGGUCAUGGGGGGCCAAAUCCUGGACACACUGACUGUUUGUCAGAUGGAUUGCUUCACCAGAGAUAGAGGGAGAGAAAGAGAAGGAGAGAUGAUAGAAACAGUGAAAGAGAGAGAAUUGUGUAGUCCAAACAGAGUAAUGUUUCCUCCAGCUUCUUUGGGAACACAAGUUGCCCUUUUCUGGCAGGAGGGUCAAAACAACACAACAGAAACUUAGUUGUUUACCUGGCCUGAAUCCUCACACCAUUACAGUCCUCUUGGAGCCCUGCGUCUUUUGUGUAAGUCCACAGGUAGAAAAGAGAGGGAUAUAUAUCACACAUGUAAGUUUACAGGUUGCACUAGUCAUUCCACUGUGUAUUUUAUUGGAUUCUUGUAUCAUGUUCUUGUAUAUUAAGUUCUUCAGCCAAAUAGUGUUGUGUCACUGUGUUCAGAAGUUUGCUUCGCUGUGUUACUAUGUUUAUAUCACGUGUUGCUAUGUUUGUCAUUGUAAUUGGGGGGUUUGAGGUAUAAUGUAUUUGUGGGGUAAUCUAGUGUAUUUGAUGUAUUUUCUCUGAGUGUUCCACAUCUGUGUUUUGGACCAGAAGUAAAAUCAACUCCAGUACUCACCUACUCUGUCUGUCUGUCUGUCUGUCUGUCUGUCUGUCUGUCUGUCUGUCUGUCUGUCUGUCUGUCUGUCUGUCUGUCUGUCUGUCUGUCUGUCUGUCUGUCUGUCUGUCUGUCUGUCUGUCUGUCUGUCGUGUCUGUCUCUGUCUGUCUGUCUGUCUGUCUGUCGGGUCUGUCUGUCUGUCUGUCUGUCUGUCUGUCUCUGUCUGUCUGUCUGUCUGUCUGUCUGUCUGUCUCUGUCUGUCUGUCUGUCUGUCUGUCUGUCUGUCUGUCUGUCUGUCUGUCUGUCUGUCUGUCUGUCUGUCUGUCUGUCUGUCUGUCUGUCUGUCUGUGAGCUGUUUAGUAGAUAAAAAUGACACCCCUAAAAGAUUAAAGCAUGAAACACACUGAGAAUCUCACUGCUGAUAGACUGCUAGGUGGGAGGCCGUUCCUUCUCUUGCUAGAACAAAAGCGGUACCUGCUGCGUGCCGACCCGGUAGCGACGAACCUAUCGAUUCUACUUGUAGAAUCGCAGUGCUCGUCAGUAGCCAACAACUUGACUUUGAGCCAAUCAGAAAGCACAAACCCCCACGUGGGGGAGCCAACAAAAAAAAUUAACAAAUCAGGCUAGUAUCAACAAGGGCUUUCUACAAAAUAGGAUCUAGACCAUAAGCAAUACGCACGGAUAUGCAUUGCCAAACAACGCUACUGCCACCUUCUGGUUUGGAGUAUUUUAACAAGGCUGAGUGGCUGACGACUUCGAAAGUCUUUGCUGUGUGAACACAAAAGAGAUUGACUGGUGACACUGUUCAGAGGUGCUAAGUACUGUCGGCAGGCAAACUUUUCACACACACACACACAGACAGGACCCAGGACUCAAGGCAGAGUACAAACUACUUUAUUAUGUAAUUCUCUUCAAACAGAAAUCUUUAGUAAACACUGUAAUUGUUAUAAACAUAUCUUAGUAAAUACUUAAUAAAUGUGACGGUGCACAGCUGCUCUUUUCAACAGUGUAAGACAUCUCCAAGAUGGGUGCAGGACAGGCGAGCCAGACUCAGGGCUAGGGUUAGGGUGAUGAUAUGUUAGGGCUUUAGAACAUGCUAAAUUGUCAACUAUGACUCCUGUUUGUUUUCCACUAAACCAUCUAGCUAAUUCUAACGCUAGCGUGAUCACAGCUAUAGCAUAGCCCUUUACACAGAGCCCUAAUUAUGAUUAUGUAGUGAUGCCAUCAUGUAGAUGUGUCAUCAUCUCUGUGUGUGUUUCCAUGGUAACUGUCUCCCGUGGUAACAGUGGGGUUCUGUUGCCCCCAUAAUCUGAAAAACAAAUAGAUUUCCUCCUCUCCGUACAAAUACAUAAAUACACACAUCGGCAGUCCGUCCAUUCCUUUUACAUUAAAUCUAUAUAUACAGUACCAGUCAAAAGUUUGGACACACCUACUCAUUCAAGGGUUUUUCUUUAUUUUUACUAUUUUCUACAUUGUAGAUUAAUAGUGAAGACAUCAAAACUAUUAAAUAACACAUAUGGAAUCAUGUAGUAACCAAAAAAGCGUUAAACAAAUAGCCACCCUUUGCCUUGAUGACAGCUUUGCACACUCUUGGCAUUAUCUCAACCAACUUCUUGAAGGAGUUCCCACAUAUAUUGAGCACUUCCUUCACUCUGCCGUCUGACUUAUCCCAAACCAUCUCAAUUGGGUUGAGGUCGGGGGAUUGUGGAGGCCAGGUCAUCUGAUGCAGCACUCCAUCACUCUCCUUCUUGGUAAAAUAGACCUUACACAGCCUGGAGGUGUGUUGGGUCAUUGUCCUGUUGAAAAACAAAUGAUAGUCCCACUAAGCCCAAACCAGAUGGGAUGGCGUAUCGCCGGCGAAUGCUGUGGUAGCCAUGCUGGUUAAGUGUGCCUUGAAUUCUAAAUAAAUCACAGACAGUGUCACCAGCAAAGCAACCCCACACCAUAACACCUCCUCCUCCAUGCUUUAUGGUGGGAACUACACAUGCGGAGAUCAUCAGUUCACCCACACCGCGUCUCACAAAGACACAUUUCCACCGGUCUAAUGUCUAUUGCUCAUGUUUCUUGGCCCAAGCAGGUCUCUUCUUCUUAUUAGUGUCCUUUAGUAGUGGUUUCUUUGCAGCAAUUCGACCAUGAAGGCCUGAUUCACACAGUCCCCUCUGAACAGUUGAUGUUGAGAUGUGUCUGUGACUUGAACUCUAUGAAGCAUUUAUUUGGGCUGCAAUUUCUGAGGCUGGUAACUCUAAUGAACGUAUCCUCUGCAGCAGAGGUAACUCUGGGUCUUCCAUUCCUGUGGCGGUCCUCAUGAGAGCCAGUUUCAUCAUAGCGCUUGAUGUUUUUUGCGACUGCACUUGAAGAAACGUUCAAAGUUCUUGACAUUUUCCAUAUUGACUGUCCUUCAUGUCUUAAAGUUAUGAUGGACUGUCGUUUCACUUUGCUUAUUUGAGCUAUUCUUGCCAUAAUAUGGACUUGGUAUUUUACCAAAUAGGGCUAUCUUCUGUGUACCCCCCCUACCUUGUCACAACACAACUGAUUGGCUCAAACACAUUAAGAAGGAAAUAAAUUCUACAAAUUAACUUUUAAGAAGGCACACCUGUUAAUUGAAAUGCAUUCCAGGUGACUACCUCAUGAAGCUGGUUGAGAGAAUGCCAAGAGUGUGCAAAGCUGUCAUCAAGGCAAAGGGUGGCUAUUUGAAAAAUCUCAAAUAUAAAAUAUAUUUUGAUUUGUUUAACACUUUUUUAGUUACUACAUGAUUCCAUAUGUGUUAUUUCAUAGUUUUGAUGUCUUCACUAUUAUUCUACAAUGUAAAAAAUAGUACAAAAUAAAGUUUUGACUGGUAGUGUAUAUAUACCACCUAUAUACACAUAUACAGUAUUCCGAUAUACUCUAAUAAUAUUGUGCAACACGAAGAAGAUCAGCCUCAGUGGGUCACCACGUGUCACAGCCCUCAGAGAGAGGGGAAGGGAAGGGAAGGAAAAGAUGUAACAACAAUCAAUAAUAAUAAUAGUCAAACAUAUUCAAUAUUCUAAUAAAUAAACUUAAUUCAUAAGUCAUUCUGUGGUUUAAUGCUAUGUGUGUGUGUGUGUGUGUGUGUGUGUGUGUAUGUGUGUGUUCAUAUACAUUCCUAUGUGACAUGCAGUCCAGUGGAGAACAGGUUAAUCAUGUGAGAAUGCGUAAUAGUUAACCCUUUAGGGAUUCAGAACGUGAGAUUGAAUAUUCAACAGGACAAAUUAGAUAGAAUGUUAGAACAUUAUCAAUUGAAAGUUGAUGUUUUUACUGAUCAAAUGAUAUGUUAGAAUGUUGAACAGUUUGUUGUCAUUACUGGUAUUUUCCUGAGUGUGAGGCUUGGACCCAUGUUUAAAACCUCAGAGAAUAUAACAAUGGUAUUCGCACACACAUGCAAACAAGCACACACAGACACACUCUUUCACCCGCACACACACUGACAGACCCUCAUACUCUCACACACAUGCACACGCAGAUAUGAUAAUCAGGGCAGAAGUCAGACAUUACGAAUAGCGAUACAGAUUGUAAUCAUCUGUAAGCCAGGACUCAGGAGACACAGUCUUCACUCCCUGCUACUCUGGAACUCACUUCUUCAGGAUCAGAAGUAUUAUUAGCAUCUCAUUAGCAUAUUUUACCACACAUCACCAAAACAUAGUGUGCCAAAGAGGAGGGCUAAACCCUAGAUGAUCUUGAUGAUAUCAUUGAGGUGACCUGUCUCCAUGUCCAGACAGCUCCACACAUGGAGGAGAUCUGUUUGUUCCAUCAGCUGUGUGAUAUCAGGGCAGGGUUAGAGUCAGGGAUCAGGGGGUGA
This is a messenger RNA of Coregonus sp. 'balchen', 45131 nucleotides long. Lineage: Eukaryota; Metazoa; Chordata; Actinopteri; Salmoniformes; Salmonidae. The record is from the annotation of a GenBank genome assembly.